AUGUUCAACGGAUUCCACGCAAUGGCGCCCUCCGAUGCUGAACUAGCAACACAGUGUUUGACAGAGGAGGGCAAUUAUCGCUUCACGACAUUCUCAGCUUCUGAUGCGGUGACUCUUGGACUGUCGGUUCGCAAACGAUUUCGUGCAUCAUCCCGACACAUAAAGGGUAAAGGUCUUGUAUUAUCGAUCCAGACGAUUGCAGGUCAUACCCUCUUUGCGUGUACUGUUGGCGAUUUGGGUCACGUCAGUGGAAUUGGCGAUGUUAGCCUGGACAGCUGGGCCUGCCUGGAGGGGAUGAUCAAUGUUGUACGGCGCACUGGCCACUCCAGCUUCUACGUCGAAAAAGGCAUGAGUGCAAUGGGAAAAACUCCAAAGCAAAUGGGAAUCCAGGGGGAAUUUCGCGUCAAUGGUGGUGCUUUUACAGCCUUUCCGAUUUGGUUGGAAGUAGGAAUUGCCAUGAUCGAUUCUGGAGUGCUUUCAUGCUCACGGGCGACGUUAGAGUGCAUCCUGUUGCCCAAUUGCCAUCGCAGCCUGUUACUCUGGAGCCUCACAAGAAGAUCACAAUGUGCGUGCGCUCUUGGUCGUUUUGCGGGAUAUCGAGUAACGGGAGAGGCAAUUUAG
Laccaria bicolor S238N-H82 is the source of this 621-nucleotide messenger RNA. RefSeq lists its product as uncharacterized. The transcript has 3 exons. Gene Ontology annotation, biological process: post-translational protein targeting to endoplasmic reticulum membrane. The coding region runs from base 1 to 621 and encodes 206 amino acids. The record is from RefSeq and is a predicted model, not a curated record. NCBI's taxonomy places the organism in Eukaryota, Fungi, Basidiomycota, Agaricomycetes, Agaricales, Hydnangiaceae. Gene Ontology annotation, cellular component: TRC complex.